Molecule: messenger RNA, 711 nt
Organism: Argentina anserina (silverweed cinquefoil)
Lineage: Eukaryota; Viridiplantae; Streptophyta; Magnoliopsida; Rosales; Rosaceae
Exons: 1
Coding region: 1-561 (186 amino acids)
Source: RefSeq, a predicted model, not a curated record
AUGAGGCUUGUUUGGGUGCCUAGGCCCGUGUUUCUGUUGUUCCUAGCCAUUGUUCUCGUCCUAAUCUUUUUAUUUCAGUCGAUUUCACAACAAAACAAUCUUCAGUUCUCAUCGAAUCCUCUUUUUGUGUUUUCGAUUUGUAACAUCAUAAUUGUUGCCAUCAUUAUUGGUGAUCAUCGACCAUCUGGUGUGGAAGUUGACAGCAUCUUACCAUUCCUAUCCGGUUCAGCAGAAGAUGCAACUUACUAUAGUAAGGAUGAUGGUAGCAGCAAGCAGUACUGUAAUAUAGCUGGUCUUGUUAAUAGCAGUGAGAAUGUUGACAAUGAUGUUGAUGAAAGUGAAGAAAAUACAAAUUAUGAUUCUGAUGGUUACGAUGAAGAUGACGACGACAAUGGUAGCAGCGAUGAAAUUGGUUGGGGGAACACAGAUGAAUCUGAUGAUAACUUGGAGACGAGAGUCGAAGACUUCAUCAACAGGGUUUACAAGGGAUGGCAGGAAGAGAGGUUAAGGGAUAGUCUGUACAGUCCCCUGCAAUUUUUUGGUUACACCAAUCCCUUAUAAUAUUUAUAGUAAAACAGGACCUUCAAAUUUUCUCCACACGGUAGAUUAGAUAUGUAGAGCAAAUUAGCUUGUUUCUUUAAACCAAAUUAUCUCUGUAAAAGACCAAAACAAAAGUUUCUGCCUCUUAAAGUCUCCUUUCAACGAGAAUAG